AUGUCGACUCAAGCUGCGCGAAGCAUCCUGUUCACACACACGACCCCGCAACAAGGGUUCAGACUGCUAGAACUACCACCCGAUCUAGCAGAGCAGCUCUCAUCCAAAAACCCACCCACCCUCGAACUAAAAUCCCCCGCUCCAUCCCUCCCAUCGCCCGCGACCAACCCCGAAGAAGCCCGCGAAUUCGUGAGCCUCUGCACUGCAACACAAACCUACCGCAUCCGACAAGUCCAAUCUUCGAACUCGCUGCUCGUGGUCCAGCCUAGCUCUGGCGGUGUGCAACGAGGCGACAUUAGCAUCGUCGGCGGAGACCAAGACGAGCUGGGCCUCGUGGAGACCGUGACCUCGGUUUCGAAAUGCGGGUCAACGCUGGAGCUACAUACCCCGGCGGAGGGGUUCUCGGCGGUUCCGUUUAUGGAGCGGAUACUGAGCGUUUAUGAUGUCGUGAGUAGCGAGGGGAGUGGUCAGGAGGAGGAGGACAUCGAUCCGAUCGAGAGGCAGGAGGUUUUGCAGCGCGUGUUGGCCGAUGUUCCUGUGAGCCGCGGGCAGUGUGAACAGGGCUGGAUCGAGCUGUGUGCGUUUGUGCGGCCUCGUGGUGAGACAGAGACAGAGGGGGGUCAGGAUGUGAAGGGCUGGUGUUGGCGGCCAUCGGCGAGGGUCAAGGUUGAUGUGUGGAAGCGGGCGGUUGAGGGCUCGGUGCUUCAGGGGAUUGAUCUGGGGAAACAGUUCCUUGUCUCGGAUCUGUGGAGGUCGGUGCUUGAGGAAGGGGGUGAGGAACCGUAUCCCCAGCCGUUGUUUGAGGCGGUUGUGAGGAGGGUCUGUGAAUCGGGGUCUGAGCGAGAUCGGUUGCUGGAUGGGACGAAGAUGAAGUGGGCAAGUAUCCACAAGACGAACUGCGCGCGAUGGGUCGGCGAAACAUGUCUGGAGGCUAUGGCGCCGACGUCUGCUUCUGCCAUCGGGCGGGAUGACUUCUUGAAGGCAUGGAGAAACCAUCUGCCUGAAUCCUGGCAGGAUGAAGUCAAGCUAUCGAAAUUAACUGAAAACUCCUAUAAACAUCCCGAGCCCACCACGAUCUGCUUCGUCAACGAACCGGAUCGCCAAAAGGCGAAAAAGAAUGUCUCGACCGACGCCAGCGCUGCGACAGCAGCCAAAAAGACCCGAAAUUGGCACGAGCUGUUCAAAAACCAGAAGCGACAGAAACACUAG
This is a messenger RNA of Aspergillus affinis, 1209 nucleotides long. RefSeq names its product putative sister chromatid cohesion protein Dcc1. The transcript has 4 exons. The record is from RefSeq and is a predicted model, not a curated record. Gene Ontology annotation, cellular component: chromosome, centromeric region; nucleus; Ctf18 RFC-like complex. Bases 1 to 1209 code for a protein of 402 amino acids. Lineage: Eukaryota; Fungi; Ascomycota; Eurotiomycetes; Eurotiales; Aspergillaceae. Gene Ontology annotation, biological process: maintenance of mitotic sister chromatid cohesion; mitotic sister chromatid cohesion.